AUGGCAUCAUGUGGUAACAUGCAUUCCUGUGACGUGCAGGCGCCAACCUUUACAGGAUGCCCUGUUUCACGGACGGUUACUGCCGCGCCUCUGGAAACAUCUGCCGUUGUGACAUGGACCACACCAUCAGCGUCGGACAACUCUGGAGAAUCAAUCCCUGUUAUCCAAGAACAGGGUCCUGUAACUGAGAGUGCGCUUCAAGAAGGCAAUCAUAUGGUUAUGUUCACUGCAACGGAUAGUUCAGGAAAUAAAGCGACGUGCACAUUUACUAUUACUGUAAGAGUGGUGCAUUGCCCUGCACUUUCUGUGGACCUUCCUCUUCAAGUGAAUUGCCCAGAUGGUUACGUCCAAGGUUCUGAGUGUACCUUUAGUUGCAGCACGGGAUACAUUCUUGAUGGGCAAGAGACGAGUCGGUGUUUAAUGACAGGAUCAGAUGGAGCGUGGGACACAACGACGCCUACCUGUCAAAUUACUCAGUGUGAAGAACCAACCUUGUUAGAAAAUGGGGGAUUGAAAGGGGAGUGUAACAGAAACUUUGGAUCGACCUGCUAUUUUGAGUGCGAUGUUGGAUAUGAGAUCAACAAUGAUGUCCUUACUUGUCUCGCUCAACCCGAUAGCUCAAACGUAUCCUGGCAUGGAGAAGUACCAGAAUGUUCACGAAUCUACUGCACGAAGCCGCCAUUAUCCAUCGGUCUUCAGAUCACCGUCUCUUCCGACUGUCCAUCUGGAAGCCAAGUUCCAUCAGGUAACCACUGUCAAUUUGUUUGCACGGAGGGAUACUACCUUCAAGGAAAUGAUGAUUUGAUGUGUCAAGAAGAUCGAACUUGGAGCGGUACCUUCCCUACUUGUAGCUUAAUCACGUGUGCAGUCGAUGAUGUCCCCAUUCCGAUGAACGCUAUUAUGCAAGAAGGCUGCGAAGUCGAACAUGUAAAUUACGGAACAGUUUGCACUAUUUCUUGUCAACACGGUUAUGAAGCUACAGGACCAAGUAUGUCUACGGAUAUGACGUGCUCUGAUGAUGGGGAUGACGUCGGAUCUUGGUCUGGUGAUUCUAUUCAAUGCAUUGAGGUAACCUGCCUGGUCCCAAUUCCAGAGGAAAGUGGAUUCACCCCGUUCACUGUGGAAUGCUCCUACAAUGAUGAACCAACUACAAUAUCCGAUAGGCAGAGAAUUUCUACUUCAUGCUCCUUCGAAUGUGUAGAUGGAUACUCAUUAGCGGAAGGCUCUUCUGUAAGAGUUUGCUUGCCAACAGGAGAAUGGGAUGGAACUCCGGUAUCAUGCAAAGAUAUAACACCUCCUGAACCGACUUGCCCUGUUGAUGUGGUGUUGAAAGCUGACAAAGGGACGACUUCUGUUGACAUACCAUGGAGUCUAUGGGAACCGAUUCUGGCUUUCGAUCUCGGUACAACAAUUGAAGCGACUCUUCUCAGUAUUAACCACAUUGAUGUAGGGGAGAAUCGCCCAUCAUCAUUCUUAGAAGGCAUCCAUACACUCGUUUAUCAGGCAAGAGACUCGUCUGAAAAUGAGGCCGACUGCUCCUUUUCUGUCACAGUUACAGUUUGCAGAUGUGCACCACUGCAAAUACCCGAAGACAGCAUCGUGACGUUACAAUCAGGAGUUGGAUCUUGCAGUACCGGAGUUGUGUAUGGAUCCGUUUGUACCAUUAGCUGCGAGAUUGGCUACGAACUGUCAACAGGGGAUAUAUCUUUGAGUAGAACUUGCGAUAUUACGGAGUCUGAUCAGAGUUGUGAUGCAACAUGGAGUGGUGUUGAUCCUGUCUGUGAAAUUGUAAGGUGUAACACUCCUAGCAUCACAAAUGGCUUUUUGGAUUGUUCGCCAUCAACUGAAGCUAGUGUGGCCUACCUCACAUCCUGCGAGUUCUCCUGCAAUACUGGUUAUAUGACACCAACCGGGGAAGAGAAUCGUAUGCGUACAUGUCAAGCAGACACUACCUGGAGUGGGGAAGAUUUCCAAUGCACUGAAAUGGUUACUUGUCCAGCUCGACUUGACAUUCCUUACGGCAGUGUAGCGCCAUCUUCUUGUGAGUCUUCCGACUCUGUUCCAUUCCAUUCCACCUGUACCUUUACAUGUGAAGCUGGUUUCCGUCUCGACGGUCCUAUCAGUGUGGAGUGUAGUCCGAACGGACAGUGGGCACCAAGUGAAGAUUCAGUCUGCGUUGAUAUACAACCUCCCACAUUCAACCUGAACUGCCCCCACAAAGUUGGAGUUGAUGCUCCACCUAACCGGAUCACCGCUGUAGUGCACUUCGAGGAACCCAUUCCACAGGAUAACUCUGGAAUAGUUAAUCUAACAAGGUUGGACCCUAGUCAUACUUCAGGGAGUACAUUUCCAGAAGGCACAACUACAAUACAAUACAAAGCCACUGACGGGUUUGCACUCACAUCAUUAUGUAGCAUGAUCAUUGAAGUGACUGUGCACCGUUGCUCCGCCCUACACUCACCCCUUCACGGCUUUAUGAUUGGUUGCGAUGAUCCCUACAUUGGCAGUGAAUGUUCGUUUUCAUGUGACGGGGGCUACGAUCUGGAGGGAGCGUCAUCAUUACAGUGUGAGCAGUCAUCUGAUGGCACCCCGGCAUGGAACAAACACACGCCAACCUGCCAAAUACAGACAUGCCUUCCCCUUCAAGUCCCGGAGUUUGCUUAUGCGCCUGGCUGUGACGACCAAUUUGUGACUUUUGAAACAACCUGCACAUUCUUAUGUGAACCAGGUUACUCCGGGGAAGGAGAGAGCGCAUUGACCUGUUCGGAAGGAGGGGUGUGGCCUAGGACAGACUUUGUAUGUGAAAGAAUAUCCUGUGAGGUGCUGUCGGAGCCCACUUCAAUUGCCAUUUCACCGGAGACAUGUUUGUCUGAUCCACGUUUUGGUGAUAUCUGUACCCUGGAAUGUGAGCAGUCCGGAUUCAAAAUAGCCCCUCCGAAUUUGAGAGAACUUACUUGUAACGAUGAUCAGACGUGGUCUGGAAACACGGAGGAGGUUCAGUGUGUGGAUCUGCAGGCACCAGAAUUCGAGGACUGUCCACAAGAUAUGGUAGUCUUUGUAAACAGAGGAGAAGACUCAGCUUAUGUUGAAUGGUCUGUAGUUGUAAGAGACAAUCACCCGCAGUCACAAGAACUAGUAGGGGUGUGUAACCAACAGCCUGGGAUCAUGACCAUAGGGGAAUAUGUUAUAUCUUGCAGUGCUGUUGAUGAAGCAGGCAACGAGGGUCUUUGUCAGUUUACUCUGGAAGUUAAAGCGAGGGAGUGCGAAACCUUAAGCCCUCCUGAACACGGCUAUCUACUAGAUGAAUGUGAAAUGAUCCAUGGAUCUGCAUGCCAUCUCGAAUGCUCUGAAGGGUAUAUUUUGGAGGGUUCUUCUACUGCGACCUGUGAAUUUGAUGGAUCCAAUACCUACUGGCAUUAUGAGGAUGAACCAGUUUGCCGAACGACUAGUUGCACACCUCUUGUUGUUCCCGAUGAAGUGAUAUUCUCUCCGUCAACCUGUUCCGGGUCUGACAUGGUACCUGAUGGAACAGUGUGCACCAUGAGCUGUGACUUCCUCCUUACAUUGGAUACAGAUUACGAGUCAUUCACAUGCCGCGAAGGAGAAUGGGAUCAAGAACUGGAUAUAUCAGUAAUACCGUGCAAAGAUGAAGUUCCUCCUACAAUAUUGGAUUGCCCACAGUCUCCCCUUCGGGUUGAUCGCAUUAAGUUUUGGGGUGUAGAGGUUACAUUCGUCAACCCAAGAGCAAUCGAUAAUUUUGACACAGAUCCGCUGAUGACUACCGACCCUCCCGAUUUAAAGUCUCCAUACAACUUCACAUCUGAUACGAAGUGUACAAACACAUUCACCGAUGAGGCGGGCAAUAGUGUGUCUUGUGUAUUCAUAGUCGACAUAACGAAUAAGGUUCAACCAGUUAUAACAUCAUGUCCACUUGGCGGUGAGGUAAUUGCAACUGAGGGAACUGCAGAGGUUAAAUAUGAACACCCUUCCUACUCACCUAUUCCAGGUAUUGAUCUUGUGUUGUCGUGUGAUGUUCCAGAUAGCCCGGUAACACUACCAGUGGGACACCAUGAAAUCACGUGUUAUGUCUCCGAUCCCGAAACUGGUCUACAGUCAGAGUGCAAAAUGGAUUUUGAUGUCACAUAUGUUAGCAGGUGCCCACAAUUAUACCCUCCCGAGAACGGGGCACUGGCCUGUGACAUAUUUGCCUAUGGCCAGUUCUGCAGUAUGCUCUGUGAGAAGGGCUACGAUAUUCCAAGAAGAGCUCCUCGGACUGAAAUGUUCAUAUGCAGCACCUCUGGUGAUUGGAGUCCUCACAGCGAAGUACCAGGUUGUUCAGAGCAAAAGCCAAGAAGCACGUCGAAGAAUUUUCUUCCCGAGACCCUUUACUACCCCUCCCCGUGUUCCGAGAAUGAGGACAGCAGUGUAAACACGAUAGCCCAAGGAUUCCUUGACAUUUUAAAGGCUAGUGAGUUCGGGUAUAUUUGUGAAGAUAAUGACCAGUGCUCAGUGGAGAAUGUGAACGUUUCUUGUGGAAUAAGGAGCGAUCGCAGAAGGCGCCACAUUUCAGACAACGGACCAUUUGCACGUAUUUCUGUCGAUAAUAUGGCCGAAAGGAAAGGGGGCGAUGCGCCUGUAAAUAUCAUGCAUAAGAAAGAUAAUCCAGAGACGAACAUCCUCUCUGCAGACGCGGGCUGCGACGAGGGACAUUACUUCGACAAGGUUGACCUCAAAUGUGUUCCUUGCCCUAUUGGGUAUUAUCUUGAUAUGGCCACCAAGAUCUGUAAUCCAUGUGAUCUAGGGUUCUAUCAGGAUAAGCAGGCUCAAAAUGAAUGCAAACCGUGCAGGGAAGAUACAUCAACCAUCGAAAAGGGAGCUACGGAUGCUAAGCAGUGCAAGGAGUUUUGUCCAGCCGGGCAUUUCUCCAAGAGUGGAUUGUUUCCUUGCCGACCUUGCCCGCCAGGCUUCUACCAAGGACGCCCCCAGCACACAUCAUGCAGACGAUGCCCAGUGGAUACGACCACAACCAUAUCCGGAGCAACCUCUAUCGAAAGUUGUCAUAUAUUGAACUAGAUAUUUAUACCACAAAAAUGGUUGCAUGAGAUGUUUCUCGACGUUGAUGGGAGGCUCUUGUGUAAUUUCGUGACCGCAUACGAAUUUGGUCUCAAAAUUUGCUCGCCGAGACAUGAAAGUAAAAAUGAAGUAAGCGAACAAAUCGGUUACAAAAUUUCUCUCUUUCUCUCUCUCUCUCUCUUUGGGUAAGUCAGGGUUAAAUCUGUCACAACAGAUAUGUCCAAUAUACUUACAAUACACACUUACAAAGUAAUGGAAAAGAAAUAAUUAUUUUCUUUAGACCACAAUGCUUCCACAUAAACAUGUCUGUAAAUGGUUCCUAUUAAUAAACGAAAAUAUCCAAUGGCAUUCCUAUGUUUUAUUUUUUAACUAGAGUAAAAACGUUUAUUGAUAUUAUCAGCACAAAACUUAUGUAUCCAAGAAUAUGAAAGUUUGCUGUAAAAUGCUACCUGCAAAAUGUUGAUUCUGGGAAAGUAUUUUUUUACUUUGUUCGUAUACUAGUAAAAUAUUUAGAUGGUGGUUAACUAUAAUGUAGGCAGACCAGCAAAGGAGAGAUGACCUUAAGCUUUCCUAAAUAUAUUAUAGUUUGAAACUUGAAAUCAGUUAUAUGAAACUAUAUCCAAUUGGUCUUAAUUUUUUUUAUAAAGAUUGCUGUUUCAAUGUUUUUAUAGAAUAGUGCAAAAGGCUUGGUGUCAUUUUCGGCUAUGUGUACUGUUUUCUGCUCAAUUUGAUUUGUAUUGAUAAAUAAUAUAUCAACUUGAUAGGGGAAAGUCCUACCAACACUCUGUUGGCAAUAAUAAAUUGCGAAGUAGUUCACAAUUGUAAACUUGCAAAUAAGAAUAUAGACUGAAAUGUAGCCAGCAUUGGGAUGAUAGGAAAUUGUAUAUACGAGCAGAAUAUUUUCUUUUUCUUUUUGUAUACGAUCAGAGUAAUUGUUGCAUAGUGUAGCUUUUAUGCUUGCAGCUUGGUUGUAUACAAGAGAAUUGUUGCUGAGCCACGGGUGUCUUUGCACUAUGGAUGCGCUGUAUAAAUCUGCACUGUUAUUAUACAGAUAUGUGAUAUGUUUGAUUUUUAAAAUAAUUAGUUUACUGCAUUCAAGAAAAUGUGACAACUGAGAUUUAACACUGAUUGAUUAUAGCUUAAGCAUAGAUAAUACCCCCUUCCCCCUCCCAACAAAAAUCCCCAUUCCCCGUUCUGACCUUACUCGCCAUACUCGCAUGGAAAAGGAGCCAUGUAUUCCCCUUUUAUAUCGCUUAAAGAUAUUUUUUUUAUAAAGCUCAAGCUCACAAAAACAGUUAAAUCGUUGACGAAAUACCAAAUUACUACCAUGAUUACAGCGCUUCAUCAUAGGAUUAACAUGUUUCAAAAGUAUAGGCUUUUCUUUAUUUGCCAUUGUUCUAUACAUUUGUCAUUCAAAUACAUGAAAUAUACGUAAUAUCAAAUUAUCUGCCCUUGUAUCACAACCAUAUUCAUUCAUUGCAUGGCUUGCGAGCUGGACCAUUGCAUCAAUUCAAAGCAAAUGUCUUUGUUUUACGUUAAGAAUGGAAAGUUUGACGGUUUAAAUCGCCUUCAAGGAAUGUAUGUAAUGCAGGUUCAAUCAUGUUGUUUAAUCAAAUUAAAUUUAUUCGAUCACAGAGAAAAAAAUCACUGAAAACAAUGUUUUCAAAAUAUCCUGAUCGUAUAUGUAGGAAAGAGAAAUAUGGAAUUUUAUAUUUUACACAGGUUGUAUGCAAAUUAGGGAACCGAAAGCAGGAUCUUUAUUCCUACGUAAUGUUGUUACAUUUACAUUAAUUGUUGUAAUAUGUUUUCAUUCAACAACUGAAGUUUUUACGUUUUUUAAAAGUCAAUAUUGUAUAGAUUUUCUUGCAUGAUAUAUAUUGCGAACGUUAAAAUUCA
Molecule: messenger RNA, 6969 nt
Organism: Lytechinus pictus (painted urchin)
Lineage: Eukaryota; Metazoa; Echinodermata; Echinoidea; Temnopleuroida; Toxopneustidae
Product: sushi, von Willebrand factor type A, EGF and pentraxin domain-containing protein 1-like
Exons: 27
Coding region: 1-5073 (1690 amino acids)
Source: RefSeq, a predicted model, not a curated record